Molecule: messenger RNA, 378 nt
Organism: Caenorhabditis remanei
Lineage: Eukaryota; Metazoa; Nematoda; Chromadorea; Rhabditida; Rhabditidae
Exons: 2
Coding region: 1-378 (125 amino acids)
Source: RefSeq, a predicted model, not a curated record
AUGAAACUCCUCUGCACUAUAUUAAUUUUCCUUAUUAUUCUCCCCGAUUCCCUGCAGCGAUGUCAAGACCUUCGUCGCGGUAAACGAGAGAAAUGCCGGGGCCGAAAUUUGUGUAUUGAUUGGUGUGCGAAGCACAAUUGUAGCCAUCUCAUACCAGUUUGCUACCAGCAUAGGUGCUGGUGUGUUACGGAAAUUGCUCCAUUGUAUAUUCCGCUUCCCUUUGAUCCCAGAAGGACCACCACUACCACCACCACCGAGGAGCCAAUAAUUGAAGAAGGAUCCGGACAAGCAGAAUUUUUUGAGGAGACACCAAAAAAGACCAAUAUUCUGGAUUAUUUCUCGAUAUUCUUGCCAAACGCUGGGGACAUUGAUUUUUGA